GAUUAUUCUAUUAAGCACUACUUAAUAAGUUUGGAAAUCUCUUUUAAUUUAAAGCUACAUGUUAUUAAUGCAUAUUAUUGACAGUCCGUUUCUUGAUAUCUUACUUGUCUUCCAUAGGGUGAAAUUUUUAAAAAAUCAGAUAUUGGACAUACACAGUAUUUUCACUAUAUUAUCCUUAGUAGCGUUAAAAAUUAUUCUUACUCAAAUAUAUUUGAAAAUCUGAAUAAAAAGUAAAUUUUAGUUGCAUAAUUUAAAGUCUGAAAUUCAAUAAUCUAUUAAUAAUUUUACAAAAAUUAUAUUCCAAAUUCCUUAACAUUGUAUUUCUAAAGAGUGAGUUAUAAUUAUUGCUAUAUAGGGAAAAUCUUUAAAAUGUAUUUGAUAUUAUUUAAUCUUCCAUCAUUAGUUUCAUUUUGAGAUAACUUGUACAGUGUUAAAAAAUAAACACUAAAGAUGGCUAAAUGCUAAAAUAGCCAUUCAUAUUUAUAUGUAUUUCAGCAUACCAUAAUAGUCAAUCCAUAUUUUCUAUGAAUAGACUUUAGGAAAGUGUUAACACAGUAAAUUACAGUUUGUGAGCUUGACCUGCUUGACCUUGAUGAUCUGUUGUUUUCUUUUUAUCCCAAAUUCCUAAUUUAUCCCUCUCUCCCCCCUUUCCCUUAAGUUUGUUUUUUAUGUAUGUGAGUCUGUUUUUGUCUUGUAAAUAAGUUCACUUGUGUCAUUUCUUUAGAUACAAGUGAUAUUAUAUAUUUGUCUUUAACUUACUUCACUUGUAUGAUCAUCUCUAGGUCCAUUCAUUAUGAUGGCCUUUUAGAAACAACAGCAAGUCAAUUAUAAAUGCUCAAUAAAUAUUUGCUAAAUGUUAUUAAUAUUCCAAUAGUGAAUUUAAAAAUAACUUUUAAGGAAUAAGUAAUGCUAAUAUUCUCUCUACAAUAUACUAUCCUUGCCAAUAAGUGAAAGUAUUAAAUAUUACUCUUUACUUCCUUCUAAACAUAAAACUCUCAUUCACUCUAAGCUAUUACAGAAUAUAAAGUGCUUGAGGGUACAUUUUUAUCUCCUUGUCUUUGUCUAAUAAUUUGAAAGUUGAAAGAUAUUUUUACUAAAAUCCAAGUUACAUUUUCCAGUAUAGUUUCUCAAGCUUCUAUAUGUGUGAUACCUACCAAGACUUAAGUAAGUUACUAGUAGCAGGUUACUGGAUAAUGUCAUGUUUUCCCUUCCAGUGCUGCGUAUGCACCAUUUAUCUUUAUUAACCACAAAAUAAUUUACUUUCACAAUUUAACCCAUAUUUGGUCUUAUUUGUGUUGGUUAUAUUUGUAGUAUUUUACAAAAAUUUCUCUUUUCAAGUUCCCAUUAAAGUCAGGCAAUGUAUACUGGAGUGACAAUUGAGUGAAUUUUUUUAUCCUGAAUGUAAAUGGAACUGGGCUUAACUAAAUUAUAUUUAGCCGUGUUUCAUGUCCAAACAAGUGAACUGUCAUGGUUCUUUUUUCAUGGAUGAUUACCAAUUAGUUCAAUGAGUGUAGGGAACACUUUCUGUUUUGUAUUCCCAGAUAUUUACUCUCUCCUCCUCUAUUCUUUGGGGGAACUGCUUCUUCCUGCUAUUCUUACUGCAAACACAUGGCUUUAGUUGGUGCAGUGGAUUUUUUCAAUAACUCUAUAUGCAUAGUCCUACAGGGUGUAUACUGGGAUAGGCUCUGUCCGAUGCUGACAGGUCAAAAUCCUUCCCUAGAAAGUGUAUCUUUGACUUCAUUGACUUUAUUGCCUUCUUCGUGUUAGCAGCAAGACAUUACCUGAAUUCAGAACUUACUGAUAUUUAAUAAAACAAAUGGCCAUUUCCUCUCAACUUUACUGGACUAUGCACACAAUGAAUUUAUGAAGGAAAAAAACUUCCCAAAGGUUAUGUAUCCCAGAGACUGAAAAGAAAUCACAUUUUCUCAGAAGUUACAGGCACACUGCAAUUUGGGAGUAGAAACUGGAUUUUAAAAAUUUAUAACAUUUUCUAAUACAACAGAACAAAUCAGUAUUUUUGUAAUAGAAUGUAAGCUCCUGAGAACAAGAAUUUGUGAUUAAUUUACUGUUUUAUUCUGAGAAGCUAGAAAAAUUCCUGCACAGAGACAUACUUAUUAAUCAAAUAAAUAAAUUUGUCCUGAGUCCAGUUUUAUCUACUGAACUUGUACAUUUAUACGGAAGGUGAAUAUAGAUAAAUAGGUAUUACUUUGAUCUCACAACUAUUGUAAGCUACCUUAACAAGACUGCAUCAUAGGUGAGGGGGAAAGAAGUUUAUUACACUGCAUUACCCAAAAGGUGUUCAAAACAGUUUAGCUAUUACAUUAUGCUUUGAAAUGAAAACUACACGAAAUUGUAACGCAGAACGCUUGGUGGCGCUGCAGGCUAAGAGAGUGAAAAAGUCUGCAGAUUCCUAGACUGCACAAAAGCCGAUCAGUUUCUAGCAGCUCAUAAGGAAAUAACACUGCGAGGGGUAGAAGGUUUCAGAGAGGCAGCUAUCCGCCUGUCAGUCAAGGUUAAGAAGAACUAAGUCAAGAUUAUUAAAGCAAGAUAGCGGAGUUGGCUGCAAAGCAAUUAUUUUGUGAUUAAACACUGCAUCUUUUGGACUUGGACGAAUGAUGGGGAUGCCAGUACCCAAAGCGACACAGAAAAGGCAAGUGACCACCAUUAUUAUUCUAUUACUAUUGUGGGAUGUGGGUGGUGUGAUCAUUAAAUAUUCCGUUCUAGAAGAGAGGGACAGCGGCUCAUUUGUGGCCAAUCUAGCAAAAGAUGUCGGGUUGGGCUUAGGGGAACUGGCCGCGCGGGGCGCCCGGAUUCUUUCCAAAGGGAAUAAACAGUAUUUGGAGCUCGAGCAGAAGAGUGGGAACGUGUUCCUAAAAGAUAAAUUGGACCGGGAAGAGUUGUGCGGUGACACAGAUCCCUGUAUAGUGCAUUUCCAGGUGUUACUGAAAAACCCAGUGCAGUUUAUUCAAGGUGAAUUACAGCUCCAAGACAUAAAUGACCAUGCCCCAGAAUUCUUGGAAAAUGAAAUCGUCCUGAAAAUCUCAGAAAGCAGCCAGCCAGGGACUGCAUUUCCUUUGAAAAUAGCUCAAGAUUUAGAUGUGGGAAGUAACACAGUUCAGAACUACACAAUUAGCACCAACUUCCAUUUCCACCUUUUCACUCGAAAUCAUAGCGAUAGCAGGAAAUACCCAGAGCUGGUGCUGGACAAAGAACUGGACCGUGAGGAGCAGCCAGAGCUCAGGUUAACCCUCACGGCGCUGGAUGGUGGGUCACCGCCCAAGACUGGGACUUCCCAGGUUCUCAUCCUGGUCCUGGACAUAAAUGACAAUGCUCCUGAAUUUGCUCGGCAGCUCUAUGAGGUGCAGGUCCCAGAGAACAGCCUUAUAGGCUCCCUGGUCAUCACUGUCUCUGCUAGAGAUUUGGAUGCUGGGACCUACGGAGAGCUCUCCUACUCAUUUUUCCAAUCCUCAAAUCAAGUCAUUCAGGCCUUUGAACUAAAUACAGUUACGGGGGAUAUUCGAUUAAAAAAACAGUUGGAUUUUGAGGAAAUUCGAUCUUACCAUAUGGAAAUUGAAGCCUCAGAUGGUGGCGGUCUUUCAGGAAAAUGCACCGUAGCUAUAGAAGUGACGGAUGUAAACGACAACGUCCCUGAAUUGACCGUGUCAUUACUCAUCAGUGAUAUCCCAGAAAACACCCCUGACACUGUGGUAGCUAUUUUCGGAAUUUCAGAUCCAGAUGCCGGGGACAAUGGCAAAAUGAUGUGCUCCAUCCAAGAACAUCUCCCCUUCCUUCUGAAACUUACUGUAGAAAAUUUCUACACUUUGGUAACAGAAGGACCGCUGGACAGAGAGAGCAAAGCACAGUACAACAUUACAAUCACCGUCACUGACAUGGGGACUCCCAGACUGAAAACCCAGCACAACAUAACGGUACUAGUGUCCGACGUCAACGACAACGCCCCCGCCUUCACCCAGGCCUCCUACACCCUGCGGGUCCCCAGGAUCCUGGAAACACUAAUGGAGGCCAGAGUGGUGCGUGCUGUGCAGAAAAGGCAAGUCCUAUUUCUUUGUGUAUUUCUGGGAGUGUCUUGGGCUGGUGCGGAACAGCUUCGGUAUUUUGUGGAAGAGGAAACAGAGAGAGGCACCUUUCUGGCCAACCUAGCAAAUGACCUGGGGUUGGGGGUGGGGGAACUGUCAGCGAGGGGACCCAGAAUUGUUUCAGAUCAGAACAUGCGAUUUUUACUACUUGACCCGCUUACUGGUCAUUUACGUCUAAAUGAGAAAUUAGACCGAGAGGAACUGUGCGGUCCCACAGAGCCGUGUGUGCUGCCUUUCCAGUUGUUACUGGAAAAGCCUCUUCAGAUUUUCCGUGCUGAGUUAUGGGUCAGAGACAUCAACGAUCAUUCUCCAGUAUUUCUAGAUAGAGAGAUUACCUUGAAAAUAUUAGAAAGUACCACUACAGGGGCAGCAUUUCUCCUAGAAAGUGCACAGGACUCAGAUGUUGGAACUAACAACCUGAGAAACUACACCAUCAGCCCCAAUGCCUAUUUCCAUAUUACUGUCCAUGAUAGUGGGGAGGGGAUUAUCUAUCCUGAAUUGGUUCUGGAUAGGGUGCUGGAUCGUGAAGAGGUGCCUGAGCUCACUUUAACCCUCACAGCCUUGGAUGGUGGCUCUCCGGCCAGAUCCGGGACUGCCUUGGUACGCAUUCUGGUUUUGGACAUAAAUGACAACAUCCCUGAAUUUGUACAGUCUCUCUACAAAGUGCAGGUGCCAGAGAAUAGCCCUGUUGGCUCCCUGGUUGUCACCGUAUCAGCUAGAGAUUUAGAUACUGGAAGUAAUGGGGAAAUAGUUUAUGCAUUUUUUUAUGCUACUGAAAGAAUUCUCAAAACGUUUCGAAUCAAUCCAACAUCCGGCAAUCUUCAUCUUAAAGCUGCACUGAACUAUGAGGAAAUGCAAACUUAUACAUUAACUAUUCAGGCCAAAGAUGGCGGAGGGCUUUCUGGAAAAUGUACUGUAAUGGUUCAGGUAACAGAUAUAAAUGAUAACCCACCAGAACUGCUCAUGUCAUCAUUUACUAGCCCAAUUAAAGAAAACUCACCCGAGACGGUCGUAGCUGUUUUCAGGAUUCGAGACAGAGAUUCAGGGAACAAUGCAAAGACAGUGUGCUCCAUCCCAGAUGACCUCCCCUUCGUUCUGAAGCCAUCUGUGGAGAAUUACUACACCCUGGUAACCAAAAGCCCGCUGGACAGAGAAAAAAGAGUCGAGUACAACAUCACCAUCACCGUCACAGAUCUGGGGACACCAAGGCUGAAGACUGAGCACAACAUAACAGUGCUGGUGUCCGACGUCAACGACAACGUGUGUCUGACGGGAGAUUCAGGGACAAGCGAGUUCAAGUUCCUGAAGCCGAUUAUCCCCAAUCUUGCAUCCCAGAGCAUAGGCAGGGAAGUAGAAGAAUAUCCCUCAUAUCGGAAUGAUUCGAGUUUCUGAUAAAGCAUGGGGUAUAAAAUGCCGGUAU
This is a messenger RNA of Vicugna pacos (alpaca), 5517 nucleotides long. NCBI's taxonomy places the organism in Eukaryota, Metazoa, Chordata, Mammalia, Artiodactyla, Camelidae. The record is from RefSeq and is a predicted model, not a curated record.